This is a messenger RNA of Lates calcarifer (barramundi perch), 2313 nucleotides long. It is a transcript of the gene ppp1r3ca, whose product is annotated as protein phosphatase 1, regulatory subunit 3Ca. Gene Ontology annotation, molecular function: glycogen binding; protein phosphatase 1 binding. Lineage: Eukaryota; Metazoa; Chordata; Actinopteri; Centropomidae. The transcript is spliced from 2 exons. Gene Ontology annotation, biological process: regulation of glycogen biosynthetic process. Gene Ontology annotation, cellular component: protein phosphatase type 1 complex. The coding region runs from base 175 to 1215 and encodes 346 amino acids. The record is from RefSeq and is a predicted model, not a curated record.
AGUGCUGAGCAAACCCGGCAUUGAAAGGCAGGAGAGCAAGAGUGAGGUGGAAGAAAAGGGGGAGUGACACAGCAUGCUCUUCUAGAAAAAACUGCCAUACAGAUCUUGAAAGUCAGAGGGACUGAACAGUUUUAAAACACUCUUUCGCCUUGGGACAGUUUAUUUCUUUAUUCCAUGAGUGCUGCAAGCGUGCUCAGGUCUUUCAGCCCAUCAGCAAUGCCUGGCCCAGUAAUGCCGAUGGAUGUGGCUAUGAGAUUCUACAUUAGCCACUCUCCACCUCCUUUGCGAGGUUUCCUCAGCUCCUAUGAGGAGCUGCAGAGGGCCAAGAACCGGGUCAACCAGUCCACCACCCGCAGCCACAACCAGCAGCUCUACAAACCCCUGCGACCCUGCCUCAGCAGCCAACAGAAAGUGGUGGAUGAUGGCAGCUGCGUCAGCUGGAACAACAACAGGGCUGGCAAGAAGAGGGUGGUGUUCGCUGAUACAAAGGGCAUGUCGCUCACUGCCAUACAUGUCUUCUCCAAGUUUGACGAUGAGCCAUAUCAAAAGCGUGGUGGGGGAAGCACAGAGGACCUGCAGUUUGACAUGACAGACCUGGAAACAGCCACAAUGGAUCUAAAGAUCAGCUCAGUGCGCAGCCUGGCACUAGACUUUAAGCAGCCCUCAGCCGACUACCUGGACUUCCGGAACCGCCUGAUUCAGAAUUCAGUCUGCUUGGAGAACUGCUCUCUGCAGGAGCGCUCACUGACCGGCACAAUCAAGGUCCGGAACAUUGGGUUUGAAAAGUCAGUGCAGUUGCGUGCCACCUUCAACUCGUGGGUCAGCUUCACAGACAUCGAGUGUACCUUCAUGAACAACGUCUAUGGCUGCCAAGAUUCCGACACCUUUGCAUUCGUUCUGGAGCUGCCAGCCUAUGUCCCACCACAGAAUCGGGUUGAGUUCUGCAUCUGCUUCAAGGUCCAGGGUCAGACCUUCUGGGACAAUAAUGAUGGCAAGAACUAUGUCCUCAAGCAUGUCGGCUUGAAUGGAGAGGACCUGAACAAUCUGACACACCCAACUUCUGUUGAGCAGAAGAAGCCUUCAGAGCAGAAAAAUGGGGGUAUGAAGCUGCUGGAGAUGGAGUUCGAUCAGUUUGGCAGCCCACGCAUGUCCAACGGACUCUUUCCUGGUUGGCAGAGCUGGGGUCAGAUCGAGAACACAGUGCCUUACUGGUGAGAACAUCAGGAUGUUUGCUGAAAUGGCAUUAGAAUAAGAUAAGACACUGACAGGGCAUUCAGUAUGAAUCCAGCUGUGGAGUUUGAGCUUGGGCUGGCUCUCAGCCAGAAACUAAACUGAAGCAAACGGCCUCUGCUUUUUUAGUGGAGGAAGUGCACAAACCAGACAGAGACCUAACUGUAAUGUGCUCAACUGACCUGCUUUUUGAUGGUCAUUUGGCCUAAGAGACUUGAACUGUGGUUGGCAACCUAGGGAUAUAUGGGGGAAAUCUGUUGUGUGUCCUCUUUUGUAAAAUAUUAAUGUGCCUUCUUAGAGUGCCUGUCCACUAAAAUACAGUCUGUCUGUAUAAUCCACAACAAAUGUUAAGCCAUUUCUGAGGGCCUGAUGUAUUGGUUAAAUAUGCACUGAUUGAGAUGUUCCUCUCAAUGUGAUGUCUGUCAACUGAAGAAGCGGAAAUGAAGCUGAUUAUGUCCUUCAUAUUGAAGGGAAAGUACGGGGAAUGCAUGGCGACAUAAUGCUUCUCUACUACAGGAAACACAGCUGAUUCAUUUCUAAUGAAAAAUGCACACUAAACUUUAGCACCUUCAAAUGAGAAAAAAAAUAAUUAAACAUGAUUCAAAAUUGCCUUAAUUUUUUAAAAAAUUGAGUCAUGCAGCCCUUUCUUUCCCUCCAUGUAAAUUGCACAUGUUUGUCUGAUGGAAAAUGUUUGGCUGAUGUAAUUUUGAGAUAAGUUUGUUAAGAGACUGAGCUGCUAUUGACAGAUGUGUCACAAGAGAGACUCUGCAUGUGAUUGGUUGCCUUGAACAGGAAAGAAGUUUGAAAAUUUCUGUGGUUAUGGUAUGUCAAGAGAGAAAUGGUGUAAAUACGGAAUGUUUGUAUUUUAAGUGCGAUUCUGUGAUGAGUGUACAGUAUGUAUGGCUGGAGUUGAGAUUUUUCUUUUUUGUUUGAAACAAUCUAUGUAUUAUUUCUUUCUCACUGUGAAGAAAGGUCUGUACCCAAGCAUUUUGUGUUUCACUUGAAGGUGUGUGUUGUUGACAUGCACCAUGUCAGUCAUGUAUUUCCCUUUCUGAAAUAAAUGUCUAUAUUUGUGCUAAAGUA